Molecule: messenger RNA, 756 nt
Organism: Babesia ovata
Lineage: Eukaryota; Apicomplexa; Aconoidasida; Piroplasmida; Babesiidae
Product: pseudouridylate synthase
Exons: 4
Coding region: 1-756 (251 amino acids)
Biological process (GO): pseudouridine synthesis
Molecular function (GO): pseudouridine synthase activity; RNA binding
Source: RefSeq, a predicted model, not a curated record
AUGCGUCUUAAAUUGUCCAGCUUCUGCUCUAAAAACGGCUUAUGUAGCAAGAAAGAAGCCAAAAAACUAAUUCAACUCGGUCACCUAAAGCUCCACGGCGCUGUGGUACGAGAGGACACGUUAGUGAAGGAAUCGCUAUCACCGAACAGCAUCUCACUAGCCCAAAGGGUGCAAUUGGCAGCAGCCAACAAGGUCACGGUGCUCUUGCACAAGCCAGAGUGCUAUCUUUCGACAUACAGUCGCAGGACGCAGCUAUGGUCGAAGUCACUACUCGUGCCUGAAAAUAGGUGCGAGAACGACGUGCAGAACAACCUCAACCCAUCGCAACUUCGGAGACUUCUGCCCAUAAAUCCGCUGGAGUACUCAUCCAGCGGCCUUGCUCUCUUCUCCGAGGACUCAUCGCUCAUCAAACGCUUCGCCGAUUGCGAGGAGUGCUACCACGUGGUGUUUCGGGACGCUCUUACAGAGCCGAAGCUGUUCGCUCUCCGAAGCGAAAUUUACAUCGACGGAGAAGCCAUUCCGCCACUGAAAGUCGACAGGCUGAGCGAUUUCUCGGCGCAUGUAACCACGCAAAGCGCGUCCAGCAAGGUGCGUGUCCGUUCCCCUGUCCACUCACCGAAAGUGCAGCUGCGCAAGGCGUGCCGUUUGGCGGGGUUGGAAAUACGCUCCAUCAAACGCAUACGUAUGGGCAAUAUACAGCUGGGGGAUCUUCUGUGCGGCAGGUGGAUGAUGCUGCGCAAAUACCAACUGACUUGA